AUGUCUUCCGUGCGAUCGUAUGUGUUGUCAGUGUUGGUCCACAUGUCGGCCACAAUAGUCUUCGGGUACUCUCUGUACUGGUGUUACACUAAUCCCGAUAUACCGACGAAGAAUCCGCGCGGAUCUAUGGCCUGGAGAUACAAAUACUUGACAUUUUGGGAUCUGGUCUGUAGUAGUGAUGAUCUGUUAUCUGCCAUUUGGUCCCCCGAUUGACAGUGUCUUGUCUUACAGUGGCUUCAAUUCAUCGCAUUCUCGUUAUGCCUGUUGUCCGACAUUUUAGGCCAACAAUCGAUAUCUUCGGGUUUCGUUAGACUUCGAGACACUGUCUUCAAUAGUCUCGCGCUUCCCAUCGGAUUCUUUGUUGUGACCACAUUCUGGGCUAUCUAUGCAUUUAAUAGGGAACUGGUUUUCCCGACGGGUGUUGAGAAAUGGUACCCCUCGUGGCUGAAUCACACCACUCACUCGAUUAUAUUGCCAUUACUAUUGUUGGAGUCAUAUCUGGUCCGACACUCGAGCGGUCGACAGCGCACGGCAUACCCACUACUCCUGUUGUCUGUAGUGAUU
Messenger RNA from Medioppia subpectinata, 564 nucleotides. The record is from the annotation of a GenBank genome assembly. NCBI's taxonomy places the organism in Eukaryota, Metazoa, Arthropoda, Arachnida, Sarcoptiformes, Oppiidae.